AGUUGAAAAAAGAAGAGAAGCCGAAAAAGGUGAAGAAGAAGGGACUGAUGGCUACAUGGGAAGAUUUGGAAAAUGACUCAGAUGAUGAUGAUGAAGAGUCUGAGACUAAAUCACAGCACUGUCUCAUGGCAAAUGAGAUAGAUCAGGUUUGCCUAGCAUCCAAGAAAAAGGAAAAUAUGUGGUACAUGGAUAGCGGAUGCUCUAGGCAUAUGACCGGAAAGACAACCUUCUUCAUAAAGCUUGAUGAAUAUGAUGGAGGACUUGUUACCUUUGGUGAUGAUGCAAAAGAAAAAAUAGUGGCUGUUGGGAAAGUUGGUAAAAACUUCUCUUCUUGUAUAAAUGAUGUGCUUCUUGUAAAUGGUUUGAAACAUAACUUACUUAGUGUUAGUCAAUUGUGUGAUUUAGGUUUUGAUGUUAUCUUUAAGAAGUUUGGACGAGAUAAAAAGAAAUGGCACAAUGGAAGAGCUGUGGUCUAG
Messenger RNA from Arachis duranensis, 476 nucleotides. RefSeq lists its product as uncharacterized. The transcript is spliced from 3 exons. Bases 48 to 476 code for a protein of 142 amino acids. The record is from RefSeq and is a predicted model, not a curated record. NCBI's taxonomy places the organism in Eukaryota, Viridiplantae, Streptophyta, Magnoliopsida, Fabales, Fabaceae.